This is a messenger RNA of Bombina bombina (fire-bellied toad), 1635 nucleotides long. RefSeq names its product oocyte zinc finger protein XlCOF6-like. Gene Ontology annotation, molecular function: DNA-binding transcription factor activity, RNA polymerase II-specific; RNA polymerase II cis-regulatory region sequence-specific DNA binding. The annotation marks the transcript as partial. Gene Ontology annotation, cellular component: nucleus. NCBI's taxonomy places the organism in Eukaryota, Metazoa, Chordata, Amphibia, Anura, Bombinatoridae. The record is from RefSeq and is a predicted model, not a curated record. Gene Ontology annotation, biological process: regulation of transcription by RNA polymerase II. The transcript has 3 exons.
AGGAUUCACACAGGAGAAAAGGCUUUCACAUGUACAGAGUGUGGGAAAAGUUUUUCAGAAAAGAGUACUCUGAAAAAGCAUGAAAGGAUUCACACAGGAGAAAAGCCUUUCACAUGUACAGAGUGUGGGAAAAGUUUUAUACAAAUGAGUCAUCUGAAAUCUCAUGAAAGGAGUCACACAGGAGAAAAGCCUUUCACAUGUACAGAGUGUGGGAAACGUUUUUCAGAAAAGAGUACUCUGAAAAAGCAUGAAAGGAUUCACACAGGAGAAAAGCCUUUCACAUGUACAGAGUGUGGGAAAAGUUUUAUACAAAUGAGUCAUCUGAAAUCUCAUGAAAGGAGUCACACAGGAGAAAAGCCUUUCACAUGUACAGAGUGUGGGAAACGUUUUUCAGAAAAGAGUACUCUGAAAAAGCAUGAAAGGAUUCACACAGGAGAAAAGCCUUUCACAUGUACAGAGUGUGGGAAAACAUUGGAGCCUGUUAUCAGCAUAAACUCAAAUGUGUUAGAAUGUGAGAAAAGCUUUAGAGGGAAGUCUCAUCUACUAGACCACUACGAAAUUCACACAGGUGAGAAACCACACACAUGUACUGAGUGCAGCAAAUGUUUUACACGAAUGAAUCAUCUGAAAACUCAUAAAAAGAUUCACACAGGAGAAAAGCCUUUCACAUGUACAGAGUGUGGAAAAUGUUUUAAAGAAAAGAGUCAUUUGAAAACUCAGAAAAAGAUUCACGCAGGGGAAAAGCUGUACACAUGCACAUACUGUGGAAAAGGAUUUACAAUAAAGUGUAAUCUGAAAAAGCAUGAAAGGAUUCACACAGGAGAAAAGCCAUUCACAUGUACAGAAUGUGGAAAAAGUUUUACGCAAAAGAGUCAUCUGAAAUCUCAUGAAAGGAGUCAUACAGAGGAAAAGCUUUUCACAUGUACAGAGUGUGGGAAAGGUUUUACACAAAUAAAUGGUCUGAGAACUCAUAUAAGGAUUCACACAGGGGAAAAGCCUUUCACAUGUACAGAGUGUGGAAAAAGUUUUACACAAAAGAGUCAUCUGAAAUCUCAUGAAAGGAGUCACACAGAGGAAAAGCUUUUCACAUGUACAGAGUGUGGGAAAGGUUUUACAGAAAUAAAUGGUCUGAGAACUCAUGAAAGGAUUCACACAGGGGAAAAGCCUUUCACAUGUACAGAGUGGGGAGAAAGUUUUAUACAAAAGGGUGAUCUGAAAAAGCAUGAAAGGAGUCACACAGGAGAAAAGCCUUUCACAUGUUCAGAGUGUGGAAAACGUUUUACACAAAAGAGUGAUCUGAAAUCUCAUGAAAGGAUUCACACAGGAGAAAAGCCUUUCACAUGUUCAGAGUGUGGGAAAAGUUUUACACAAAAGAGUCAUCUGAAAUCUCAUGAAAGGAGUCACACAGGAGAAAAGCCUUUCACAUGUACAGAGUGUGGGAAAAGUUUUUCAGAAAAGAGUACUCUGAAAAAGCAUGAAAGGAUUCACACAGGAGAAAAGCCUUUCACAUGUACAGAGUGUGGGAAAAGUUUUAUACAAAUGAGUCAUCUGAAAUCUCAUGAAAGGAUUCACAAGGGAAGAAACCUUUCACAUGUUUAGAAAGUGGAGAAAAAGGUUUCCAUUGAAGUCAGGUAU